UUCAGGUGAUGGAGAUGCUGCCUGGAAAAUAGCCCACGUGAAUCUGAAGGUAACAGGGAAGUUCCGUUAUUUCUUCCAGGGCAUUAAAGGAUCAUCAGUCUCCUCGGGGGCCAUCUUGAUCGAUGACAUCACUCUUACUGAGUCCAUUUGCCCCAGUGCUGUCUGGCAGAUGCAUAAGUUCUCCAACGUUCUCGCCACCACCCCUCUUGGCACCCCGGUGAAAAGCAAUUGCUUCUACAACUCGGAGGGCUACUCAUUCGGCAUCAAUGUUUACCCCAGUGGAAAAGACAGUGCCUAUCCAGACUAUGUUGGCAUGACCUUCUUCCUGUGCAGCGGGGAAAAUGAUGCAGUGAUGGAGUGGCCAGCCAAAAACAGACAGGCGACCAUCGUUGCUAUGGACCAGGACCCUGAUGUAAGACUGAGGAUGUCUUCUACAAGAAGCUUCACCACAGAUACUGAUCCCCGCUGGAACAAACCAACAGCUACUUCAGGUCAAGAAUUUGGCUGGAGCACGUUUAUUUCCAUCCAGCAUCUGCAGAGGAGGAGCUUCCUCAAAAACGAUGACCUCAUCAUUACGGCUGACUUCAACGAUUUGACCCACCUGAUCAAGACUGAGGUGCCUGUCAAACCGGCCGCACCAAGGAACGAAAUUCCAGAGGAGAAGCCAGUCAGCGAGCUGAAAAUGAAACCGGAGACCCCGAAACACAGAGAAGCACGCGCUGCCAACCCGUGUGGCCCCAACCACUGCAUAAACGGAGGCAUGUGUGUGGAGAGUAAAGGGGAAGCCUCAUGCAGGUGUGCAUCUAGCCAGACCACCUACUACACUGGUAAGAGGUGUGAGAAAACAAACAUAGACAGAGGCAUUCUGGGCGCUCUGAUUGGUGGCGCAGCAGGGACCGUUGUGUUGACACUGGCCAUCUUCACCGUCAUCAGGAGAGCUCAGUGACACAUCUUCCAGGGGGGUAAUAUAUCCUCUGCAUUCGCCCAGCAGUGAAAUCACAGCAAGCUGGUGACAAGGCUGAAGUGAGAAGUGUUUGUAAAAUCUGAUAAGCUAAUUAUUAACUUCCUGAAUCAUAUUUUGCGUACGCUUCUAAAUUAAUUUUUGUAUAUCUUAGAAUGAGCCUUGAAAUCUCCCGUACUUAUCCAUUAACUUUGUUUGGUAUGAUAAAAAUAAUCACAUGCAGUCCGCUUGUCCGCAAAUUACAUUUGUCAUGGAAAAUGCAAAGCUUGGAUUUAAACUUCAUUGGGUAAUGAUAACAAUAAAAUACAUUGUAU
This is a messenger RNA of Notothenia coriiceps (black rockcod), 1275 nucleotides long. RefSeq names its product meprin A subunit alpha-like. NCBI's taxonomy places the organism in Eukaryota, Metazoa, Chordata, Actinopteri, Perciformes, Nototheniidae. The transcript has 4 exons. The record is from RefSeq and is a predicted model, not a curated record. Gene Ontology annotation, molecular function: protein binding. The coding region runs from base 170 to 946 and encodes 258 amino acids.